This is a messenger RNA of Desarmillaria tabescens, 663 nucleotides long. RefSeq lists its product as uncharacterized. Gene Ontology annotation, cellular component: amphisome; aggresome. Bases 1 to 663 code for a protein of 220 amino acids. The record is from RefSeq and is a predicted model, not a curated record. Gene Ontology annotation, molecular function: K63-linked polyubiquitin modification-dependent protein binding; zinc ion binding; protein kinase C binding. Lineage: Eukaryota; Fungi; Basidiomycota; Agaricomycetes; Agaricales; Physalacriaceae. Gene Ontology annotation, biological process: endosome organization; aggrephagy; mitophagy. The transcript is spliced from 5 exons.
AUGUCUUCCCUCUCUGUUGAUGCACCUCCUGCCUACUCAGAACGCCGCACUCACCAUGCCUCGACCUCAGCCGGCGCGUCGCUCCAUGCUGAUGGAGUCAGCUGUGAUGGAUGCCACCAGCCAAUCAAGGUGGGCAUUCGGUACAAAUGCCAGAACUGCCCGAACUAUGAUCUCUGUCCGGACUGCUGUGACGUGCCUCCGCGGGACCAUCCUAGUUGGCAUUCGUUCCUGAGGAUUGGGUCCAACUCGCAGGUACCAAUACAUGAGGGCUACCGCUGUGAUGGGUGCAGCCAGAAGCCGAUUCGUGGCAAGCGGUACGUCUGCAAGUCCUGCAAGGACUUUGACUUUUGUGAAGGCUGCAGGAUAAGCCAGCCUUCCCACCACCCCGUGUGGCACAGGUUCAUUUGCAUUGCUUCGCCUGCACUGAACACCUACCACCACCAACAAUUCUGCGACGGAUGUGGCAUGUCACCUAUUCGAGGACCCAGGUAUCGAUGUCAAGACAUUCGGUGUCAUCCUGAUGGUGCUGGUUUUGAUUUGUGCUCAGAUUGUAUGGAAGACGGUACGAAGCAUCCAGGAGACCACCUCAUGCUUCGUAUCACUGGUCACCCCGAGAUACCAACUGUCCCCGUUGUAUGCGACUCUUCUACUGCUCCCGCCUAA